This is a messenger RNA of Pieris macdunnoughi, 501 nucleotides long. The record is from the annotation of a GenBank genome assembly. Lineage: Eukaryota; Metazoa; Arthropoda; Insecta; Lepidoptera; Pieridae.
AUGAUGAGAUACCGACAAAAGUUUUCCGCCUUGAUAACUAAUAAAUUUCAAAGUUGUUUUUGUAAACAAGGUCCUAAUAUUCUUGAAGCAAAUGGUUUCAAAAGCAAUCAGAUAUUUGGUUGUAACUUGACUUUAAAACAAAGUUAUGUUACUAAGAUAGAUGAACAUGUGGCUACAUAUGAAGAAGUAGCACAGAGUGUGAACAAACCAAAGAAAAUGAUUGUGGAUGUACGUAAUCAAGAUGAAAUCAAAACCACAGGUCAAAUCCCUUCAAGUAUCAACAUACCAUUGAAGAAUAUACAAGAAGUAUUGGAGUCAAUGUCUGAAGCAGAGUUUCAAAAAAAAUACCACAGGUCUAAGCCUUCACAAUCUGAUGAAUUAAUUUUCUAUUGCAAAUCAGGAAAGAGAGCUACAGAAGCAACUAAUGUUGCUUUAAAACUUGGUUAUUCUAAGUCCAAAAAGUUUUUGCCUGGCUGGGAUGGAUGGAAUGAAAAAAGUUAA